Molecule: messenger RNA, 729 nt
Organism: Varanus komodoensis (Komodo dragon)
Lineage: Eukaryota; Metazoa; Chordata; Lepidosauria; Squamata; Varanidae
Gene: FGF11
Product: fibroblast growth factor 11
Exons: 5
Coding region: 1-729 (242 amino acids)
Biological process (GO): positive regulation of cell population proliferation; animal organ morphogenesis; regulation of cell migration
Cellular component (GO): cytoplasm
Molecular function (GO): fibroblast growth factor receptor binding; growth factor activity
Source: RefSeq, a predicted model, not a curated record
AUGGCGGCGCUAGCCAGCUCCCUGAUCCGGCAGAAGCGCGAGAUCCGCGACCCCGUCGCCAGCCGCCCCGUCGCGGCGCAGAGGAAGGUCUGCCCGCGCGGGACCAAGUCCCUGUGCCAGAAGCAGCUGCUCAUUCUCAUCUCCAAAGUCCGGCUGUGCGGGGGGCGGAAGGGCCGGCUGGAGAAAGCGCCCGAGCCACAGCUGAAAGGCAUCGUCACCAAGCUCUUCUGUCGGCACGGGUAUUACCUCCAGGUCCACCCGGAUGGCAGCAUCGACGGGACGAGAGAAGAUACCAACUGUUUCACCCUCUUCAACCUGAUCCCCGUUGGCCUCCGCGUGGUCGCCAUCCAGAGCAGCAAGUCCGGCCAGUACGUCGCCAUGAACGCAGAGGGCUAUCUGUAUACCUCCGCUCACUUCACCGCCGAGUGCCGUUUCAAGGAGUGCGUCUUCGAGAACUAUUACGUCAUGUACUCCUCCACCCUGUACCGGCAGCGGGAAUCGGGGCGGUCGUGGUUUCUGGGCAUCAACAAAGACGGGCAGGUGAUGAAGGGCAACCGAGUCAAGAAGACCAAAGCGGCAGCCCACUUCCUCCCCAAGCUGCUGGAAGUGGCCUUGUAUCGUGAACCUUCGCUACACAACGUCGUGGAGCCGGCUGCAGCCAAGAAGGCGGAGGAGGGCAGCGCCCCCGCAGCCUCCGUCAAAGAGAUCUCCAAGGCGGAGGCCACGUAG